Paramecium pentaurelia is the source of this 1381-nucleotide messenger RNA. NCBI's taxonomy places the organism in Eukaryota, Ciliophora, Oligohymenophorea, Peniculida, Parameciidae. The record is from the annotation of a GenBank genome assembly.
AUGAAAAAAUAACCAAAAUUACCAAGUAGUUAUUUAGAACCAAAAAUAUUUGAUAACAAAUACAUAGUCAAAGAAUAAUUGAGUUCUGGGUCAUUUGGUGUUGUGUAUUUGGCAAUUCAUAAGGUGACAAGAGAAGAAGUUGCUGUGAAAUUAGAAAAAGGUUAAUAGGAGACAUUAGAUAGAGAAGUUUAUUUGCUAACAAAAUUAUAAGGAAUAAAUGGUAUAACAAAAUUGUUUUGGUUUGGUCGAGAGUAAUGUUAUAAUGUGAUGGUUAUUGAAAUACUUGGAAAAGACUUAGGUUAUUAUGGAAAAACAUAUAAAUAAUUAUCACUUAAGAGCGGAUUAUAGUUGUUGGAAUAAUUGAUUACAAUAUUUAAUUGUGUACAUUAAAGGGGAAUAGUUCAUAGAGAUCUUAAACCUGAAAAUAUUAUGAUGGGAAAAAUUAAUACAUCAUAGGCAUUUUUAGUGGAUUUUGGAGUUUCAAAACAAAUAUUUGAUAAAGGAAAGCAUAUGUAAAUCUAAUUAGUUGUUAUAUCAUAGACCAUUCAAAGACAAGAAAUCUUUUAUAGGUACAGCUAGAUAUGCUUCCGUUGCAGCUCAUAAAGGAUUUGAGAUAGGAAGGAAGGAUGAUCUAGAAUCCUUGAUGUACGUAAUAAUUUAUUUGAUUCUUGGGUAAAGAAAUUAACUGAUUGAGGAAAACUGCCUUGGUAAAACUUAUAGAAUAUUGGUGACAAGGACAGGACUAUUGCUGUCGGAGAAGUUAAAAUAGCUACUUCUAUUUAAACUUUGUGUAAAGAAUUACCUUAACCAUUUGCUGAAUAUUUAAAGUAAAUAUUGUUAAAUAUCAUUUAGUUAUUUAAAGGGAUUAAAAUAUGAAGAUCAACCAGAUUAUGAAUUACUGAAAAAAAUAAUGAGAAAAUGUUCAGAAAUUAAUACUUAUGAUAAUUAAUUUGAAUGGACUGAAAAAUAAUCAUAAUAAUAAUCAGAUAAAAUUGGUGAAAACAAAUAACAAAGUUCUUUUUUAGUUGUACCAAAUGGAUUAGGAGAUUAAUAGUAAAGACAAAAUUCAAAGAAAUAAUCAUAUAUGGGUAUUAAUAAAUGAUUUUUAGGUUCUUAAUCUUCUAAUGCGGUGAAGUAUGUGCCUUCCUUUUAGGAAGCUAUUUCAUUUUAAGCUAAAACUGGUCCUUAAAAGAUUAUUGCUAGUCAACCUCAUAUUGAAGUGUUGAAGUAGAUUGAAACUAUUGAUUUUGAUGAUAUUGAAGAAAAUAUGGAAAAUUAACAGACUUUAGAAGAGAAGUAUUUGAAGUUGGAAGAUUUGGAUGCAAAAUUUAAAGAUGGAAAUAAUAAAUCUUAUUCAGCUAUUCAUAUAUUUGAGAAUUGA